Molecule: messenger RNA, 252 nt
Organism: Pieris macdunnoughi
Lineage: Eukaryota; Metazoa; Arthropoda; Insecta; Lepidoptera; Pieridae
Source: the annotation of a GenBank genome assembly
AUGAUCGCUGAUGUGAAUUCGGAGGUUUCGACGGUGACGUCAGAGCGGGGCGGGGGAGGCGAGAGGCGCGCGCCGGCGGCGGUACCCAGCCGCCGAGCCAUAUCUGUUGCUCUGUUGCGCGCCGAGCGCGGAGGUCGCGUAACGACACGCCGCCCGCCCUACGUAGAUCGUAAACAAAACAGCGCGAUACUAGUAAUGGACCUUGCCCACGGUCACGGCUACAUGACUACAUUGUGUUAUUUAAAUGUUUAA